Molecule: messenger RNA, 752 nt
Organism: Serpula lacrymans var. lacrymans S7.9
Lineage: Eukaryota; Fungi; Basidiomycota; Agaricomycetes; Boletales; Serpulaceae
Exons: 1
Source: RefSeq, a predicted model, not a curated record
UUUCAUCACUCCGCCAAUGUAAAGGAGGCCUGCCUUGCUUGUCAACGUGCACAACGUCGACCAGUAGCCUUGCGAAACCACACUGGAAGAACGAAAAAUAUCUCUUUAUCUACUCUUUAUUUUUUAGAAUUGCAUCUCAGAACCAUUUUCGGGCUGCAGAAUGACAUCUCCAUCACGAGAUCCUCCUGUGUUAUCUAGUUCGCCGACCUCUAUGCGGGGAUGUUCGCCUGUACGACGUCGGGAGAACAGAGAGAAUUCGAGUCAAACAGAUGUUACAGAAGCGAUCUCUCGUCAACGACAUUCACCAACGCUUGUUCGAUCAUAUGAUCCUAAUGACCCGGAUGCGAGAGAGCGACAGAGAACGAUGGACGUAGACAUGGCACUGCAUCUUUCUCGAGCACGUAGAGAGACUAUCACGGUCUCUCCAGUCAUCUCGCCUUAUGAACCUGCUCCCCGGCAGACAGAACAUCCCGAAUCCACAUUCCCCUCUCUUUCUGUGCACGAAGAACGAGAGAUAGACUAUGCCAGGGGACAAUUCCAUCCCGUAGGACAUGACCUUGUUAACGGACGGCUCGACGAUGAGCAUAUACACACUCGGGUGACUCCUGUCGACUUCGGAAUGCAUCACCUAGACCAAGGCCAUGAUCCCUCACUUCUUGCUACACUCGGUGGUCAACUUCCCAACACAGAUCAUGAGGAUCCUGCUUCCAUGUCUGGACUACCGACAUACCAAGCUAACGUGUCCCGCUCCA